UGGUGUGUUGGGAACCUACCGUAGUUGUGAUCCAGAAACAGGACAAAGCAGUAGACUUGUUUUACUCUUUACAGUGACUGAAGUGAAGUUUCAGAGCUUCAAUCAAUCUUUUCCAUGAGUUAGAUAACACAAUGGACGAAGAUGGAUAUGCUUUUCAUGUGGAAGACCCUGGGCCGGAUUUUAUUCCAGAUGCUGUCCUACGGGUAGAGGAGGAGAACUUUUACGUCUGUCGGGAGCACCUGGCCCUUCAGAGUCCAUACUUCAGAGCUCUGUUCUUUGGCUGUGGUGUGGAAAGCCGCAAAAAGCUUGUUGAGAUCAAAGGUGUGGGUCGACAGUCUUUCAAAGUUUUGAUAGAGUACAGCAAGACUCGCCGUCUGACUUUGGACCAUGAAAAUGUUCUUGGGAUUCUUGAGACUGCAAACUAUCUACAACUAGAAAAAGCCAGACUGCUGUGUUGCAAGUUCUUGGAGCGCGAGCUACACCUCACGAAUUGUUUAGGAAUGAUGGCCUAUGCAUGGCAACUGGGCUGCUCUCAGCUUUAUUCUGCAGCCCGGCAGGUUGUGCUCACACACUUCCCUGCGGUCUCAGCUGAAGAGGAUUUUCUGUCCCUUUCCAAGGAAAGUAUUGCUGAUCUACUUGCCAGUGAUGAUCUGGCUCUCCACAAAGACGAUGUGGCGCUUGAAGCCACCCUGCGCUGGGUUUCGUUUGAUCCUAAACGAGAAGAACAUUUUUUAGAGCUAAUAGAGCUGGUGAGACCAGAGUCUCUCUCCUUAGCAUUUAUUACCCAACUUCUGACCAGAAUGAAAGGUUCUGACCCUCGAGCAAGGCUCAUCAGCAAGCUGAAUGAUCACUUCCCAGCCUCUUGGUCAGUAGGCAGGUCUUUGAGGCGGACCAAAGCUACAGAGACUCUCUAUGUCCUGGGAGGGCCUCAUGAUCAGGAACAGCAGGCACUGUAUCAGUUCCACCCUCUGAGCGGUAGAUGGCAGUGCUGUGCACCUUUGCAGCAGAAGAAUCUAACUCAGUACUCAGUAGCUGCAGUAGGAAACAACGUGGUUGUGACUGGAGGCCACUUCAGAGAUGUGCUGUGGUUCAGUGUGGACUGGGUGAAGAUAUACGAAUGUUCAAAUCAGCGCUGGGUGGAUGGGCCGGCCCUGCAGAAAUCCAGACACAGCCACUGCUCCAUGGGGCUGGACUCCUCUCUGUAUGUCCUGGGAGGCUGCAUGGAUGAAGGCCUCGUGGGUGAUGUUGAGGGGUUGGUUUUUGGAUCAGAAGAUGGCUGGCAGGGGUUGAGCCCUAUGGUCAGGGCAGUGGAGCGGGCAGCCACUGUAGCUGUGGGGUUGUGCAUCUAUGUAGCGUGUGGCCUGGAUGAAAAUGGGGAGGUGUAUGCAGGAAUUCAGAGAUAUUUGGUGAAGGAAGAUCAGUGGGACGUGGUCUCCUUUUCUCCAUUUCCAAGGUAUGAUCUGGUUGCCACCGAACUAAACGGCGCCCUCUACAUGUUUGGAGGCAAAGCCCUGCGCCUCGACAUGGAGACGGAUGAAUGGACUUUGCUGGAUGAGCAAUGUCUGGACAAAAAGUUCUUCUGUGGCUGCACCACAGUCAGCGGUCAGAUCUACCUAGUCAGUGAAAGGAAAAGUAACAAAGCAUUCCCAAACAUGCUGCUGCUGGACCCUUACAUAGACACCUGCCUGGAGAUAGAUGAUGCAAUUGCCUGUCCGGUCCCCAUCAGAGGCUGUGUGACCAUAAGAAUGGUGUCUUCUACCAGCAAAUGAGCAGCUCCUACACUUUAAUUUAAAUUAAAAAAAUGAUUAGAAUCAAUCUUAAUGUAUUAAAUAAGGUUAAUUUAAUAAAAUCUGUCAAAAAAGACACGCUGAACAAACAUUCAAACAUCUUAGAACAGUCUAGAACAACUUUCCUGAAACAUUUUCAUGGUUUUCUUCAUCAUGUAGACAUUUCAAUUCUUUUUUUUUUUUAAGCAGAAAAGCCCUUUUUAAAAAUUAAACCCAGCUUAGUUUCUGCAUUAAAUAAAUACACAUUUGGGUAAAAUAAUGAAAAAAAAUGGUGUAAAUUCACAGAAGCAUAUAAGAGCCUCAUAAGUAAACUAUAGCAUGUUGGUAAUGAACUCAAUCUCACACCUCUUGUGCGGUGAUGUGGAGGGUUUGCGCUCAGUGUAAGUUUAUAUUUCACUUACUUUGUCCUGUUUCCUUUUUCUGUCCUUUUUUCUUUUGUUAUUGACAGUGGUUGU
Molecule: messenger RNA, 2242 nt
Organism: Oryzias latipes (Japanese medaka)
Lineage: Eukaryota; Metazoa; Chordata; Actinopteri; Beloniformes; Adrianichthyidae
Product: kelch-like protein 23
Molecular function (GO): protein binding
Source: RefSeq, a predicted model, not a curated record